Molecule: messenger RNA, 1077 nt
Organism: Populus nigra (black poplar)
Lineage: Eukaryota; Viridiplantae; Streptophyta; Magnoliopsida; Malpighiales; Salicaceae
Exons: 5
Coding region: 140-1021 (293 amino acids)
Source: RefSeq, a predicted model, not a curated record
GACCCCACGAACGAAACCAUAAAAAUCGCACUGCUAUUGUUGAGGAUAACGAGAAGCAGUAGUACCUCCAAAAUCCAAAUACAAUGAUGCUGCUUAAUAGCAGAAGAAGAAUGUCAUCAGUUAAGACAACCCCGCUAAAAUGCUAAAAAUAACGACCACUUCAGUAACAGCUCCACCUCCACACUUAUCUCCGUCUUCAUCAACAACCACCACCACUCAGAAAAACCUCCUUAACCACAUAAACCGGCGCCACCUCCUCACUGCACUCUCUAUCUCAAUCUCCACAUCCCAUUUAUCCAUACCAGUCGCUGAUGCCCGUGGCCUCUUCCAAAUGCCCCCUCCCCGCCUCACCAACCAGUAUUAUUUGGUGAGAGCUGGGGAGUCUGAGUUUGAGAGCCUGGGGAUUAUCAACACAAAUCCGGUAGCAAAAACAUCAGUUGAUAGUGGGUUGUCAGAGAAAGGGAAGAAACAGAUUGUGAAAGCUGCUUUACAGUUGAAAGAAAUGGGAGCUUGUGAUACAGGGUGUUGGAUUUGGCCUUCCAUUACUCAGAGAGCUUACCAAACUGCAGAGAUUAUUGCUGCUGCUAAUAGGAUUAGUAGGAGUUAUAUAGUUCCAGAGUACAGCUUCCUGGAUGCCCGUGGUUUAGGAGCUUAUGAAGGCAAGAAUUUGGAAGCUGUUUCGGAAGUAUAUGCAUCAGAUACUAUUUCUCCAAGAAACAAGCCCCCUCCCAUCGACGAUGGAACCCCAAAUGAGAGUGUUGCAGACGUGUUUGUCCGUGUUACACAGCUGAUGUCCAUUCUUGAAACUCAGUACUCUGAGGAAACGAUCAUCAUUGUAUCUCCAGAUUCUGAUAAUUUAACAAUACUCCAAGCUGGUUUAGUCGGUCUUGACCUUCGAAGGCACAGAGAUCUUUCUUUUGCUCCUGGGGAAGUCAGAUUUGUUGAUAUCAGCAGCAUACCAACUUAUAAACAACCUGCCUCUGCUGUAUAUAAAUGUAGAAACCCACCAAUCUGUAACUGAAAUGUCUGUGUUCAAUUUACACAAAGAAUGAAGACAUAAACUUAAUUGUUUGACCA